CAGAGAGAGCCCCGAGCUCCGGAGAAACAGCGACUUUGGGAAAGGCAGCACCGGGAACCCGCGGGGAGCGUGUGGAAAAGCGGCGGCUGCGUGAAAGGGCUCGCUGAGUUCACGCUGUGGGUCUGUGGAAAACUGCCGGCUUCAGGCAGCUUCCUGAGACAGCGGCUGAGGUGGCAGAGGAGCGGCGGAUUUGGGACAGCGGUAAAGGAAACCCGGCGGGUGUCUGAGGAGUUGUGGAUUUGCGAAGAAAAACAGCCCAAGUUUCAAAAAGAGCGGGUUUUCGAGGAAAAAUAGAGUUCCGAACCGCGUCGGUGAGGAGGAGAGUGCCGGUGCUGCGAGGACAGCGGUUCCAUGGCUGCGCGGCGCUGGAGGGGUCUCCCCUUUGGGAAUCUCUCGGAUUGUCCCAAUGGCUCCCGCUGGAUCAUGGAUGUGUUCAAUGAGUGUGCUCAGGACAGCCGGGAUGUCGCCAGCAUCGUGCUGGGGCUGGGCUCCAUCGGCUGCUUCAUCGCUGCAGCCUUCCCGCAGUUCUACCAGGCCUGCAGAACGGGCAUCAUGGACCAGGCUCUCUCCAUCUAUUUCCUGCUGGGAUGGCUGGGCGGAGACCUCCUCAACCUCAUCGGUUCCUUCCUGGCUGACCAGCUGCCCCUGCAGGUGUACACGGCCAUUUACUACGUGCUGGCAGACCUGGGGAUGCUCUCCCUCUACUGCUACUACCGGGUGAAGAACGGGGGCAGAGCCUUCCCUGCCCCCAUCAACGCCGCCUUCGUGUUCCUCUCCGUGGGCUCCCUGCCCAGCCUCUCCCUGCUGGGCAGCGCCGAGGAUCCGGGGACCUUCAAAGGGAGGGCUCUGCUGUCAGCCCCCGGGGAGGAGCUCGGACCAAAGCCUUUCUCCAGGACUGAAAUCAUUGGAUUUACCAUCGGCUCCAUCUCCUCUGUGCUCUACCUGUGCUCCAGAGUGCCCCAGAUCUGCACCAAUUACAAGAGGAGAUCCACCAGCGGGGUCUCCUACUCUCUCUUUGCCCUGGUGAUGCUGGGGAAUUCCCUGUACGGCCUCAGCGUCCUCCUGAAGAACCCGGAGCCGGGCCAGGGCCAGGGUGACUACAUCCUGCACCACCUGCCCUGGCUGGUGGGCAGCCUGGGUGUCCUGGCCCUUGACGUGGUUAUCUCCUUCCAGUUCCUGGCGUACCGGAAAGGACGGCCGGGCAGCCUCGAGGAGAGGGGAGCUCUCCUUGGGGAGCAGGAUGGGAGCCCCGAGAGCUGACAGACGAGGAGGAGGAGGAGGAUGCACGUGAGGAAGGAGGCCUUAGGGCUGGGCAGAGCGGCCCCUCCAUGCUGCUGGCUCCUGGCAGAAGAGACCCUGAGCCUGUGGGUGACACCUUGGGCUGCCAAGGCGGUGGCAGAGGAUGCUGCUGGGACACCUCAUGGUUCUUUGAUACCAAUGAUGCUUUCAGGACAAAAGGGAAUUUUUGGAUACCUCAGUUGCUCUUUGCUGCUCCAGUGCCCACAGCUGAGCCUGGUCGCUGCUGCAUCUCCUGAGGGUGAUCUGGAACUUUCCUGGUGCUGUAAAACGUGGGGAGGGGACAGGGAAGGCUGAGCUGCACAGACAUGGGCACCACUGUGACCUCACAACUCUCAGCUCCUUCUGGAACACACAGGACUGGAUCCAGUGGGGAAGGAGCAGCAGAACCAAAGUGUUCAGUCCACACCCAUUUUAAUUAGCGUGGCUCACCCACCUAUAAAACCCAUCCUUCCCCACCUGCCUCCCUUGGUUUCAUUGGGCUGCUUUACCUGGCAGCUCCUGCCUCUCCUAGUGUGUCCCAGUCCCAUUUCUCUGACUUCUCAUUUUUGCCUCACCCAUGUUUUAAUUGCCCAAAUUCCUUGGAGAAGUUGCUCCAUUGCUGUUCCCCAGAAGAGCUGCCUCUCUGCUUGCUCUGGUUUUUGGUUCCUGCCCUCUCUCCUUGAUGAAUUUAUCAACUUCAUGAAUUUAUCCCCAGCACUGCUGAGUUUAUCCCCAGCACUGCUGAGUUUAUUCCCCUCUGGGGCCCUGAACUCAGCACGGUGCUCCUCCACCAGGGAAGGACGGAAGCAGGGGUGCUCUGGGACAAGCUGUGUCCCCCUGAGCAGUGGAGGUGUAGCCAGGCUCCCUCCCCUGUGCUGAGCUCUUCCUGCUGGGGAUGAGCAGCUCAGUCUCCCUGGGAAAAUGAGAGAAACCAACCAAAGCCUAAAACCCUUCAGGAAAAACGAUCACAGCUUGGCUGUGAAAACAAGAGCUUUCCUUUUCCUGCAGCUGGUAUCAGCUCCUCCUUUUGCUUCCCUCUCCCCUCUCCAGCUCCCUUCCUGAUACCCAGCAUUGCACCCCUUUUGGCUUUAGCUCCAUUAUCAUUAAUUUAUGAUUCCUCAGCACGUUUAUCCUUCCCAAGGAAGUUCCUCUGCUUUGUCCUCACAGUGAGGACACCAAUCCAUGGCUCCACAGCUCAGCCUGCAUCUCACAUUAAAUGGGAUUGCAGCUGCCCAGUGCCCACCAGGCUGCACCUGCAGGUUCACUGAAACACAGGCUGGGCCAGGGCUUGGGACUGACCCAGCUGUGUUCAGAAAGGAAACAAAAUUUUCAGUCUCUCUGAGCCCCCUGAACUGAGUGAGGGGGUUUUUACUGGAUGAAUUCAUGAUUCUGCCCCUCCACAUCCACAGGCAAGGGGGCUGCUCACCUCAUCCUGAAGCCAGCAGCAUUUCCUUUCCUGCCUUUCCCUGGGAACUGUAAAACAAUUCCCAUCCAGUUUUAAUCCAAGCCAUGAGCAAAUCCCUCAGCCCUGCCACUCACAACACUAAAUCAUUGUCACAUACCUUUUCCUGCCUUGUCCAGACUUUUCCUAAACCUGGACAAAGAACAGCUAUAAGGAGGAAAUAGCACAUAUAUAUAUCUAUGUAUAUCAUCUAUAUGUAUCUAUAUAUCACAUAUUGUCACAUAUUGAUGUAUCUAUAUAUCACUAUAUUGUCUGUCCCCACAGGUGUACCUGAAGCACGACUUAGGUACAAAGCUGAUUUACUCUGAGUUUAGCAGGGCUGGGCAGGAAGGAGCAAGGCCAGCAGCUCACACAGCUCACACAGCUCAGCCACUGAGGCUGGAAUCCCACCGAGGUUCCCACCCCUGCAGGUCCCUGCUGCAGCCCUGGCCCCGUGUUCAGGAUUUUGCAGAGGAAAACAUUAAAGCAGAAAAGGCCAAGCAGAAACCACCAGCCCUGAGGGUAACUGAGCACCUCACCAGGAGCCUCCCCCUCCCAGAGCUCACACAAACUUCUCCAGCUUCAGAAAAGGUUUGUGUUGGGACAGCGACCAAAUCCCAGUGUGUUCCCUGGGGGAUCCCGUCCUUUCCCAGCCUGUGUCCCACAGGAGCCCCAGGACCUUACACGGGCCCUGGGUAAACUCUGGCCACGUGCAGGGGUCUGGCUGGGACACAGGUCAUGGUACAGAGCAAAUUAGAGCACGUUAAUUAAUCAGUGUCCAUGCCCACAGCCCCCACGUGCAGAGGGUCACACAGAGGGCGAUUCCCAGAGCCAUGGGGAGCCCAGCAGAUCUUUGUGUGCUUUGGUACAGCCAAAGCCUGGAGCAGGCAGGGAACCCAAAGCGGUGCCAGGUCCCUCUGCCCACCCAGGGCUCAGGGGGGGACGCUGGGGGAGGGUCCCAGGUGACACAGGGAGCAGCAGGAUGGGAGGGACCCCCAGCCCAGCACAGCCCCUCUGCCCAGGGCUGCACCCACAGGAGCCCCCGGGCCAUUCUUAUCAACCCAGCACAGCUGGGCAGACCCUGCUCCCCUGAAUCCACCUGGAUCCACAUCUGCUGAUGCCUGGAGCAUCAACCCAGCACCUUGGAACGCCAGCAGAGUAAGGCAGGGCCAAAGGGCACUGGGACAUCACACCCCCCUCCAGACAAACAUUCCUGGAUGCAGGACAAAAACAAACCCCAAGUAACCCUGCAAGGAAGGAAAGAGAAACAAGGAGGACACAAUCACACACACAUCUUCUGGGAUUUUUUUUGUUUUUAUUGUUUUAGUCUUUUUUUUUCCUUUUUUUUUUUUUUCCCAUUUUUUAGUAUGGAGGCUCAAGUAUCAGAUGUCGAUUCAAUUUAAGCUUUACAAAAAAAAAUAAAACAAACCAAAAAAUCGAAACAAAAACCCCUUUUGCAUUCCAUAAAAAUCGACAGAAAAGCGCCUUGGAACCAGGCUAUAGAAGAGCAGAACUUUCAGCAGGUCUCCAAAUCACCAUCUCCUGCACAUCUGGGUUACUCAGCAUCAACCCCAAGGAACAGCCUCUCUUCCCUCCCUCCCUCCAGCCAGCCCCUGUCCCCAGCCCCCAAACAUACGUGGAAUAGAUUAUUUUACUUUUUUUUUUUUUGUUUUUCCAGUUCUUCCUCUUUCACACACCACAGUAUUUAAUAAAUUUUUUGUUUUACAUUUUUUACACCAAUGUAACAAAAGGCAGGAGGGGGUGAGGGAGAAAAAGACAAACAAUGAUCUGUGGUGAUGCAUAUAAAUGGGGGAGGUGG
Messenger RNA from Prinia subflava (tawny-flanked prinia), 4538 nucleotides. RefSeq names its product solute carrier family 66 member 1 (gene SLC66A1). The record is from RefSeq and is a predicted model, not a curated record. Gene Ontology annotation, cellular component: lysosomal membrane. Bases 352 to 1260 code for a protein of 302 amino acids. Lineage: Eukaryota; Metazoa; Chordata; Aves; Passeriformes; Cisticolidae. Gene Ontology annotation, molecular function: L-lysine transmembrane transporter activity. The transcript is spliced from 8 exons.